AUGGCAAACGACAUUCUACUCAUUCCAGGUCCAGUAACGAUCAGCGAUAAUGUCCGGCAAGCUUUAGGCUCUGCAUCAGCUGCUCACACAAGUCCCGAAUUUGCUGCUGUCUUUUCCAGAGUUUUGAAGAAUACUCGAAUUGUGUUCAAAGGCGGACAAACAUCACAACCACUUAUCUUGGCCGGCAGCGGCACCCUAGGGUGGGACGUGGCAGCCUCGAACUUGAUUGAAUCGGGUGACAAAGUACUGGUUAUAUCUACCGGGUUUUUCUCUGAGUCAUUUGCGGAGUGCUUGCAAGCGUAUGGUGCUCAUGUCGACAAAGUGAAGGCAUCUUUGGGUGAUGUGGUUCCCUUAAGCGAUGUUCGCGACGCUUUGGAAUGUGUGAAUUACAAAAUGGUAACCAUCACCCAUGUUGACACGUCUACUGGCGUGUUGAACGAUGUGGAAAGCAUUUGCCAAGUGGUCAAACAAGUGGCGCCAGAAGCUUUGAUCGUGCUGGAUGGAGUUUGCUCUGUAGGGUGCGAGAGGCUGGAAUUCGAAGCUUGGGGUAUUGACUACGCCUUGAGUGCGUCUCAAAAAGCGCUUGGUGCGCCUCCAGGGCUGAGUGUGUCACUGUUAAGCGAACGAGCAGUGAAAAAGGCCCUCAACCGGGAAGCACCGGCGUCUUUUUUCGCUAGUUUGAAGAAAUGGAUUCCAGUGAUGCAAAACUACGAAAUGGGUAAAGCGUCUUACUUUGCGACCCCGGCCGUGCAAUUGGUAAACGCUUUGGAUGUGUCUUUGGCUGAGAUUCUGGACUACGGACUGGACGCGCGUAUAGCCAAGCAUUGGGCUACCAGUGAUUGGUUCAAAAACAAGGUCACGGAGGAAUUGGGACUCGAGUUGGUCACUAAUAGUGCCAGAGACUCGGCUCACGGAUUGACCGCGAUUUACGUCAAGAACCCCGCUGAGAUCAUCGGAGCGCUCAAACAGUCGGGGAUUGUGAUAGCCGGUGGUCUCCAUGCGGAUAUUAAGAAUCAAUACAUUCGUGUGGGCCAUAUGGGGGAGCUGGCGUGUGAGCCCUCUCUACAGCACCUCCAGACUUGUUUUGAAGCCUUGAAAGUGUCUAUUGGUGGCAAAGAAGCGUGA
Molecule: messenger RNA, 1125 nt
Organism: Lachancea sp. 'fantastica'
Lineage: Eukaryota; Fungi; Ascomycota; Saccharomycetes; Saccharomycetales; Saccharomycetaceae
Source: the annotation of a GenBank genome assembly